Messenger RNA from Quercus lobata, 1075 nucleotides. RefSeq lists its product as uncharacterized. Lineage: Eukaryota; Viridiplantae; Streptophyta; Magnoliopsida; Fagales; Fagaceae. The record is from RefSeq and is a predicted model, not a curated record. The transcript is spliced from 3 exons. Bases 1 to 867 code for a protein of 288 amino acids.
AUGGAACUUUUCCAUAAGGCCCAAGUGGUACGUUUCCGAAGCCACCAUGACAAGUACCUACUAGCCGAUGAGGAUGAAGAAGCUGUAAGCCAAGAUCGCAAUGGUUCGGUCAAGAAUGCUAGAUGGACUGUGGAGUUCAUUGACAAUGCCAAUGUUUUACGUUUCAAAAGCUGUUAUGGAAAGUACUUAACAGCUUCAAACAUGCCAUUUCUAUUAGGAAUGACAGGCAAGAAAGUGCUACAAACAUUGCCAAAAAGAUUGGAUUCCUCGUUGGAAUGGGAGCCCAUUAGAGAAGGAUUCCAGGUCAGGCUCAGGACACGUUACGGCCAAUACUUACGUGCAAAUGGAGGUUUGCCACCUUGGCGGAACUCGAUCACGCAUGAUAUUCCACAUAGAACUGCAACGCAGGAUUGGGUUCUGUGGGAGGUGGAUAUGGUAGAGAUUCGAAUGCAAUCUCCACCUACUCCACUGGUGUUACAACCGGUUAAACGAACGGAUUCUUUUUCUUCAGAAGCAGGCUCCAAGAUUGAACUUAUGUCCCCUGAUUUGGGAGAAGAGUUGAGUAACGAGUUAUCUGGUUCACCCAUGAAAGCCGAAGGCAGGAUUAUCUAUUAUAACGUGGCUAAUGAAAAAGGAGAUGUUGAGGACGAAUCCAAAGGACUUUCCUUCACAUUCAAGGGGAGUGGUGUGGAGGAAUUAAAGCAAAAGUUGAUGGAAGAGACGGCACUUAGUGAUAUCCUUGUGUGCUCUCGCAAUCCCUUGAAUGGGGAACUGUACCCCAUUCGCUUACAUCUUCCUCCAAACAAGACUAAUAUGCAUGUCGUUGUUGUUCCAUCAUCAUGGAAAGGGAAUCCUACUGAACUAUAAUCCGAGUUUGCAUUUGCGGCACCAUAACGUAUGCGCAUAUUCCGUACAUUAAUUGUACUCCCUAAUUCAAACCACUGGGGCAAGGAAGCACCACAUGAUGCAGAAAAGCUACUAUCUUAUAUUUGCUGCAUGGUUUUUGAAAUUUGGAUAGAGGAAGAGGACUCUUGAAUUUUAUCAUGUUAUAGAUAGAGGAAGAGAACUCAUGAAU